Molecule: messenger RNA, 8072 nt
Organism: Acipenser ruthenus (sterlet)
Lineage: Eukaryota; Metazoa; Chordata; Actinopteri; Acipenseriformes; Acipenseridae
Product: protein FAM171A2-like
Exons: 9
Coding region: 1608-4211 (867 amino acids)
Source: RefSeq, a predicted model, not a curated record
AAAGCUUUCUGGAAAUCUAAAUAAACCAUGUCGUAUGCUUUGCAGUUAUCCAUUUUCAAUGUUGCAUUCUCAAAAAAGUCAAGUAGGUUAGUUAGACAUGAUCUCCCUUUCCUAAAACCAUCCUGGCUGUCUCCCAGGAUAUUGUUACCAUAUAAGUAAUUUUCCAUUUUGGAACUUAUUAUAGUUUCCAUAAGUUUACAUAUAAUAGAUGUCAGGCUUAUUGGUCUGUAGUUACCUGGUUCGGUUUUGUCUCCCUUUUUGUGGAUUGGUAUUACAUUUGCUAUUUUCCAGUCUGUUGGUACAACCCCUGUGUCAAGAGACUGUUGCAUGAUCUUGGUUAGCGGUUUGUAAAUAACUUCUUUCAUUUCUUUGAGUACUAUUGGGAGGAUCUCAUCCGGCCCAGGGGAUUUGUUUAUUUUAAGAGCUCCUAGUCCCUUUAACACUUCUGCCUCUGUUAUGCUAAAGUUAUUUAAAACUGGAUAGGAACAGGUCGACAUGUGGGGCAUGUUGUCCGUGUCCUCCUUUGUAAAAACCUGUGAAAAGUAAUCAUUUAAUAUAUUCGCUAUUUUUUUCUUCAUCUAUGAUUUUGCCAUUUGUGUCUCUUAGACAUUUAACCUCCUCUUUGAAUGUUCUCUUGCUUGUUAUAAUAUUGGCUUGCGUCUUUGAUAUCUUUACUUGAAAUGGCUGAGCACUUUUGAUAACGGCGUUUUUUCACAUUUCCAAUGGGUUUUUGUUUCAGAUAUCAGUAUACAUGGUUAAUAGUACCACUGUUUGAUCCCCAUCUAGUCCUGAGGAUGUUCCUAAUUAAGUUGCUACUCACUCAACAUGGUACAGUAUUAAAUUUGAUUUAAGCGUUCUAUGGGAGAAUAAACAUAACGUUAAUACACUAGAACAAAGUUACUUAAUUGACUUCAGAAUUUUGAUAAAUUGUAUGUACCAAAGGUUUAGCAUCACCUUGGAUUUUAGGAUUGAGACAUCAUUUUAAAAAAUAAAAUAUAUUAACAUAAUUUAAUGUAAUAAACUAUAGAAGAAUAUUGAAAAAUGCUCCCAGAAGCCAUAAUUGCAGUACAGUAUUUUGUUAGAUUUCGAGAUGUCUCAUUUUUGCAUUUUUUAUCAGUUGUUUGUUAAGUAUAUGGAAAACUAAAAACGAGGUGUGCAAUUUAAUAGGUUAACGUUACAUUAUUCAGCAGGUUUCAUUCGACUUUAUAAUGCAAAGUUAAUUCUAUAAAGUGUACAAAACUUUGGCCAUAGCUGUAUAUGUAGAAGUGUGAGGUUGCGUAAUCCGUGUUAUUAUUCACUUAAACAGUGUAAUACGGACGUUUUUAUUAUUAAAGACACCUAAUGGUAACAAACACAUUUCUAAAGAUCAAACGCCUUUGUUUCUUUUUUUUUUUUCGGCAUCUCCAAUACAACUCCACAUUUAACUAAGACUGCUGUUCGGCUGCCAUUCAUUUUUUUAACCAGCAGAGGGUACUGACACAGACAGAAUACACCCAACAUCUCCUCUCAUAAAGACAAUGGAAUUGUAAUGUGACCAGGGAGCAUGUAGGGGAGGUGGCAACCGGAGCUUCGAUUAGUAGCCAAAAUCUCCCUAAAAAACAACAUGGAUGGAUGGCUACCUUGGUAGGAAUAGUAAUGUCGCUUUAAGAAUGCCACCUUUGAACGUCUCACGUUUUCUGCUACUUCUGCUUUUCUUUGGCAACGUUUGGAAGGCUUUUACAAAAUCCAUCCCGGAACAAGGCACUCUUGAGGUGUUAAUUCGAGUUCAGGUUUUUGACAACAGCAACCUUUCACCUUUGGCCAGCCCAGUGGUGGAGGUUUAUGGGAACCGUUCAGCCCUGGCAUCAGGGGUGGCAGGCAGUGAUGGGGUGGUCAAGGUAACGUUUCAGUACCAGCCAGGAACAUGGAUCAUCAUCACAGCUUCGAAACAUGGAUUUGUGACCAACACAGCACCGUGGCAUGCCAAUAGGAUACCCUCCUUGUCGAGACCUCCACUUGCAAAGCUUAGCUCCACAGCCCUGGCUGGCUCCCCAAACCUUCCAAAAGCCAGUUCCAAAAGACCAGAUGCACAUUUCCUUCGCUACAGCAUGUUUGCUUCUGUGAGUCUCUAUCUCCUUCCCCAACGACCAGCCACCCUCAUUCUCUAUGAUGACUUUGUUCAAGUUCUCCUGGGAUCUCCUGGUGUCAGGAACCAGCCAUGGGUUCAGUUCCAGAGAAAGGCCGUUCGACUGCCACCCAACUCCACCUAUACAGAGCUAUCUGCAGUUCUCACAGCAGCCAAGAGCGAGUAUGAGAUCGGGGCCUUUCCCUACCUCAUCGGACUGGAGAGCAAUGGGACAGGCGUGAACAGCAGCUGGUUGGAGCUGACCCCGGUCACAGCUGUCAGCACUCACCUCUUCACCAGGAAUGGGACAAUGAUCCAGGUGUCCGGCCUGAUCCACAUCUCCAUCCCUCUGCCUGGGGACACUCCUCUGAGGGCUGCAGCCAGCAUAGCUGCCUGGAGGUUUGACACCAAGACUGGGGUUUGGAUUAGAAAUGGAACGGGCUAUGUAAAGAAGGAAGGCGCUCACUUAACAUGGAAUUUCAUCGCCCCUCAACUUGGAUACUGGGUGGCGGCCAUAUCUUCAGGGAUGGCACUGAACCCUUCAGGACUGCAUGACAUCACCACCUAUCACACCAUCUUCUUGCUUACUAUCCUGGGGGCUCUGGCUCUCCUGGUCCUUAUUCUACUCUGCUUACUGCUUUAUUAUUGCAGGAGGAGGUGCCUGAAACCAAGGCAACAGCAGCACCGCAAACUGCACAUCUCCUCCACACUCGACAAGAAGGACCAGGGAACAUCCACCUCCCACCUUAACCUGAUCAGCAGCAGCCACAUCGAGUCGGCCUCUUCCAAUGGAGACAUGGAUGCCCACACUCCCAUCCUAAAAUCCGCAUUCUCGUCCUCACGGGAAUUUGAAAGUUCCCGUGAAGACUUCUUCAAGCAGAUCCCUUCCCAUAAGAUGAGACACAGUAAAGUGAAUACAGAUACUAUCACUCGCCAGGGGGGGGCGAAGGAGAGCUUCCAAAUGAAAGUCGCUCGUUCCAUAGAUGCCUCUAACACAGUGGAUCCGCCCUUGUUGGACGACUACCGAAGAAGCUACAACUCCAUGAUGUCCCAGCAAACCAUGGAAGAUAAGAGCACCGAAACCAACAGAAGACGCAUCAUCAAUGAUAACAAGGGCUAUACUCAAGAUCCUCCCUCUCCCCUGUCCCUGCCAUCGUCUCAUGAUUUCAUGAUGUCUCAAUCUGUUGACCAUCUGGGCAGACCGACAUCCUUGUCCCAGGCUGGGCAGCUGAUCUUCUGUGGCUCCAUAGACCAAAUGAAGGACAAUAUGUAUAGAAAAGUGAUGCCAACUUUGGUCAUACCGGCUCAUUACAUGAGACUGGCUUCGGAAUACCAGGAGAUGGAGCAAGCCAUGGGGAUGACCCUGGGGCAGCAGCAGCAGGAAAUGGAAGGGAUCCAGAUGCAAGUUCAACAACAGAAACAACAGCAGGCCAACCAGCAGACUGAAGACCCAGAAGGCAGAGGGUGGGGCCCCCAUCCCUCCACAGGCCCGGUCCGCAUACCUGUGCUGUUUAACGACUCCACCGUGGGUCAGAUGAACGGAGAACUCCAAACACUGACGGAGAAGAAGCUACUAGAGCUGGGGGUCAAGCCGCACCCAAGGGCCUGGUUUGUGUCUCUAGAUGGGCGGUCCAACUCCCACAUCAGGCAUUCAUACAUUGACCUCCAAGGGAAGGAGAGGAGACGUAGUAAUGAUGCCAGUUUGGAUUCAGGAGUAGACGUGAAUGAAUCCAAGAUUCCCCGGAGAAUAAAGGAGGAACGGGAAAAGCAUGGACUUGGAACCAUGGCGUACUCCAAGCUGGGGUAUGUGGAUGACACAGAGCAGAGCAGCAGUGAAAGCAGAACAGCCGUUUGCUCUCCAGAGGAUAAUUCCCUGACCCCGCUGCUGGAUGAAAGUUUGGAAAACCGAGGGGCUACCAUUCCCAGAAGAGGACGGAGUCGAGGUAAUAGCUCCAGGAGCAGCAUCAGUGAAAUCCGACGGGAUUCUAUGACCAGCCCCGAAGAUGAAAUGAAUGACCCGUCAGAAGGGGGGGAUGAUCAGGGGGACAAGAAGAGCCCAUGGCAAAAACGAGAGGAACGGCCCCUGAUGGUCUUUAACGUCAAGUAAACGUCACGGUAGAACAUGAUCACUUUUAAUAGGGCUGUCAUUCUGAUGUUACAUUUCUUUGCUUGAUCCUAAAAUGCUGUUGUUUUACCUUCGAGGGUCCGACACAAAAAAAGCACAAGUACUAGUAAGACCACAUAAAACAGAGCACGAUUUGUACCCCCUUAAGUUCAUACUGCUGCAGAAGGUGUUGAUCUUUGCAGUAGUGGCGCCGCCCUGACUUGUGGUCAGUACUGAAACCUUUUGUUUUUUUUUUAAAUUUGGAGAAAACACACAUGAGUGUGGCACAGGAGCCAAACAGGAAUACCAUAAAGAAACUGGAGAUGACAACUCAAAAACAUUCUGCUGAUAAUGAAAGUGAGAAGGGAAUUGCAACUGUUUGGAGCAAAAUGACAACCAUUCAAUGUCUUUUUUGUUUUAUUUAAAUCUUCCCAUGAGGGGUGACUCUUAGUCCACAACAGGCAUAAUGGUGUUAUAUCAUGUCACCCGUUACCAGAACCAUCUAUGGUGAGCCAUUUUAUAUUGACUUUUGGAACAGUCCAGCAGGCUUUAUUGAACUGCUUUCUUCCUAUGGAGAAAAAGCAUGUGAUCCACCUGAGGCAGAAUAGGGGGAUCACUUUAUAUGCCCCGCCCCUCCCACUACCAGAAUCUACAGCCUGACAUGGAGAAUGGAGUUACCAGUUUGGGAAUGUUUAAUAUGUUGUACUUUGUUACAAGGUGUUAACUUGGCAAGAUCAGAUGAAAAAAUGCUUUUGCAAGCACAUUAAAUACAGUAAACCAGCCCUAGAGUAUUUGGAUGACUUCUCAGACAAAUCCCUCUUAAGAUUAAAAUGACCUGCUCUUGCCCUUCUGGAAGACUACACUUUCUAGAAUCUGCUUCUCUUCCUGUAACACUGUUUUGGAGCCACCGGACUGACCUGAAGUUACACAAUUGAGGACCUUUUUAAACUCUUUUCAAAGGGGUGGGGGGUGGUACGACUCAAAUUAGUUUUUCCUCAUGCUGCCAAAUGGACUUUGUGGGUUUGUUCUUUUUUGUUGUUUUUUUCUAACCUGUGGACCGAAUUGAACCUGUAUAGAGCUUAAUUAGCAGCCUUUUAUUUAAGAAAAAAUAAAACCUAAAGGUUGCUUUCCUCGAUGGCACAACCCUGGCAAAGCUAAACAUCAACUGUCAUCCUUCAAUAAGUAGAAUUGAGAAGCAUUUCAUUAACAUGUCAUGAUAUGUAAAUGAAUGUUGAUCAAGUACACUUCAAAACGUUAUCAGAAUCCCAAUAUUGCAAACAGAACCCACCAAGUGCCUUCUUUGCAUAGAAGUUGUGUAUGGACAGUACUUCAAAUAGAGAAAUGCAAAGUGUCAGUUCCUAGAUACAUAUGAAGGAAAUAUGUGCCAAAUCUGCAAACUGAAGCCUGUGAAUUCUGGAAAACAGUUUAAAACCCCACACAAUAUGAAAAACUGACAUGGUAAAAGAAAGUGAAGGAUAUGCAAUUAGGACUACUGUAUAUUAUUAAUAUUUUGCAUGAACUCGGUAGUGUAGUGUAAAUUAUAAACUUUUUUUAAAGAACAGAAUACCAUUCCCUUUGUUCUUUUUUAUAUUAUUUUUUGUUCAGAGAUGGGACAAAAAGGUAGAAAGUACUGCUUCUUUCAAUGGACUAGAAGAACUGGCAGGAGAAGGGAAGGGGGGCUUGGUUGAUGUUUGAAAGAAAAUGUUACUGUGCUUUAUACAGAGGGUGUAAAUUGUCAUGUUUGUCAAUCUGUGUUACAAACAGUACCACAAUAACCACAACAGAUACUGAUCUGAAUUGACUGUAGCAGAUUUUGUAUCAUUUAUUGUAAUCAGAAUUGUAGGUUAAAAUUCAUUGUAGAAAAACACAUUCAUAGUUUUGUAUGUUUUGACAAGUCUACUGUAAUUGUGUGCUUCUCUCCUCCCAAGUAUCGGCAUUCAUAUUUAUCACACAAUGUACAGAGCGUUGUGGAACAUGUAUUAAGUCAUUUUCAGAAUCUGUGAAUUCAUUUUAAGCAUUUUUGUAAGGUGCACACUGUAGGCCAACAAAUUUACAUUUCUUCUGUUUAUAUUGUGAGACAUUGUGAUGCACAGCAGGAUUUAUUAAGGUGACAUUGAAAAUGUCACACACAACUAUGAAACACAUUUAAAACAUCCACUCUGAGUAGCUGAUUGAAAAUAGCAUCUAAUCAUUCCAGAAUCAUCAGAAAAAAAUCUAUUCAUUUGGGUGAUGUGGUUAAACUCUGGCUUAACAGUAAAGUGCACAAAGUAAAUGAAAUGAAUAAAUCUUAAUUUCAAUGUGUGUUAUCUUUUAUAAUUAGGAAUUUAACACACACGUAAGGAAUUACGCUGCAAAGAGUUCCUAAGUAAACUCGCUGCACUGCUCCUCAUUAAAUUAGGAAGUGGAGGAGGAUGCUUAAGGGACUAAACUACUUAUACAAUAAAACUACCACUUUUCCAAGGCUAGAUAAAAAAACCAUAUAACCAAUGGAUAUGUGUCAACUGUAAUGGAUUUCUCAGAGAACCAGCUGCUACUGGGAGAGGCCUUUACUCUUAGUAGACCAACAACAAACCCCAAAUGAAUACCAGAACACUGCCUUAGAGACCAGCUCUAAACUACACGCUGCUGCCUUAUGAAGCAGCUGCAAUAUCAACCAUUCUAUUCAAAUAAGGUAGCCAUUUGGAUGCAAAGCUUGCAGAUACAUUAGGGCACUGUGGUAGUGUGUAACUGGAAUGGAAUGUUUAUAUAUAUAUAUAUAUAUAUAUAUAUAUAUAUAUAUAUAUAUAUAUAUAUAUAUAUAUAUAUAUAUAUAUAAAUAUGUCAAUUGUUCAAAAGUGGAGAAACAUAUUUUAACGCACCAUUUUCUUAACAAAUGUUUAUUUUAUUAGGUUUGGUAUGCCUCUAAUUUAAAGCUCAGUGUUUGAAAUCCAAGUUGAAAUGGAUAGUGGUGGUCUUUCACAGUAGCAACCUAAAAAAAAAUGUACAAAAUGACCUGCUAGAGAAUCAUUUCAGGGGGCAUUCAAAUCAAUUAUCUGGCCUAUUGGACAGCAAUCUGAGAAGCAAAAGGCUUGGGUACCACCAUUGCAUUGUGCUGUUCAUCUGCACAUACUGCCAUGUGUGUUACUGACACCUCAACAGUUUUUAUAGUCCUCAGAGGGGGAGUUCAUUUUCAAAAAUUCUAUUUUGUAUCCAUUUACCUUCAAGUGCUGUGAUGGUUACAAAGCUGGUUUGGGUAGCUGACUUCUGAAGUAGUAACCUUUUGCCUAUUAUUAUUAUUAUUAUUAUUAUUAUUAUUAUUAUUAUUAUUAUUAUUGAUAGCUUUUGAUGUCAAGGAGUAGAUGUUAAUGUAUUUGGACAGUUAACGCAAUUAAGGCACGUGGGCAUAAGAUGAUCUAUGAGUUCUAAGGGGUUGUCUGGGUAAUAGCUUUAGUUUUAGAUCACAGACACCAAAAAGGUUCUAGUGAUCCAUAGAAAACAUAGACUGAUAAAGUUGAACAGAUGCUCUCUAUAAAAGUGAAGUGUAAUUUCACCACAAGUUGCCAGCAUUGUGUCAGGCAGUUAACUCAAACAUGUUCUGCAAGUUGCAAAACGACAAGUAUCUUGCUGGACUGAAUGCUAUAAUGUUCUGUGAAGGCUGUGUUAUGUUUGUAUAUAUUUUUUUUAUAUAUUGAAUGUGUGGCAAAACCGUCGUUGUGUAGUGAAAGUUUGAUUUUCUUUCAUUGGAGAUUUAUUCAUAAAGUUGUAUUGUACGCUUGCCUGAUUUACACCAGUUUUACUCUUUUCAGAGCCUUUUGGUCCAAUCUUUUCUGCUUGUUCUUAUUAAUAAUGUUAAUAUGCAAAGCUGAUUAAACCAUUUAACAAACA